GAUUUAGGUGGUCAUGACCAUAAUCUUCUCUGCUACCGUGAAAGCAGGCCAGAGUGAGCACAAGCCAAGAAGGAGAAGAAGUAGCAGCAAUGGGGAACACCAAGAGCAGCAUGUUGUCCAAGGAACUUCUGGAGGAGUUGAAAUCCAACACCAAGUACUCGGAGGCCGAACUGUGCAGCUGGUACCAGUCCUUCCUCCGGGAAUGUCCUGGCGGGAAGAUCAGCAAGGAGCAGUUUGAAGGCAUUUACGCCAGCUUCUUCCCGGAUGCCGACCCCACCGCCUACGCCCGCCACGUCUUCCGUAGCUUCGACACCAACUCUGACGGCACCCUGGACUUCAAGGAGUACAUCGUGGCACUGCACCUGACCUCGGGCGGAAGGACCCGGCAGAAGUUGGAGUGGGCCUUCGCCCUCUACGACGUAGACGGCAACGGGACCAUCAGCAAGAACGAGAUCCUGGAGAUCGUCAGGUCCAUCUUCAACAUGAUCCCAGCUGACGACCAGGAGAGCCUUUCCGAAGAUGAGAACACGCCAGAGAAGAGAGCAGAGAAGGUCUGGUGCUUCUUUGGGAAGAAGGACAAUGACAAAAUCUCAGAGGGCGAGUUCAUCCAAGGGGUUAUGGACAACAAAGACAUCCUGCGUCUCAUCCAGUACGACGAACCUCAGAAGAUUAAAGACAAGCUGAAGGAGAAGAAACAGUAGGCCAGUGUGGUAGUGCGCAGACUGUUUCUGUUUCCCUUUAUGUUGCCAUGGCAACCGCACAGGAAGUGUUUCUCAACAACUAAUUUUGGACCAAAACAAAUCAAGAACAUUGUCACUGUGUUGGGAAUCAGAAUGUGUCUUGAUGACAGUGAACCCUGCAUUCUCGCGAUUCGGCAUUCACAGAUUUUUGGGAGGAUUUUAGCACCAUCUGGUGGCAUCUCGAUGUCAAGGAACUAUGUUGAAGUGAGUUGAGGUGUUUCAUUUAGACAUAAACUCGUUGGACUGACGAGUCAAGCCCACUACAGUAUAUAGAAAUCCCUCAAUCGUUAGGGAGUAGACAUUGAGUGAAUGACUCCGAAUGCAGUCGCUGAGUUUGGAAUCAUUCACCCAUUCUCUUCUCCUGAAAGACUACAAAGGGAUUUUUGGUUUACUUUUUAGGGAACUUUCUUGGUACUAUUUAAAAAUAGGGAGUAGGAAAUGAGUAAAUGAUUCCAAACAGCCUCAAUGACGCCAUAUUUUCAGCUCAUGCUAAGGAAGUUGCCACUGCUUUGGGUUCUCAGUUCCAUGCUGCCCCCCACAGGUCUGGAGUGUCAUGGCAAGAAGCUGUGAAUAAUUAGCAGUAUGCCUCCGCUAAGCUGCUUGCUUGAAUGUGUUUACAAAUGCCCUUAAUUAAGUGCAUGAGGACCCGGCCGGGGGGGGGGGGGGGGGGGGACUCAGGUUAAGCGCAUUAAUCCUGUCAUGAGCUGAAGGUCGAUGCCAAGUGCCCCAACUAAGAAUCCAAUCACAGUCAUUGCACAUUUCAACUUAGUACAUUGAACGUUACAUUUGGGACAGCCUCAAACGUAUUGCAACGCACUUAAUCUCAUUAAAACACACUUUUUUUUUUAAAAAAGUAUUCCUUCGUAGUAUUAGUAAUAAUGCAGCUCCGAAGAAAAUAAACAGAGAGGUAUGUUUUUGAGUCACAUUACAUUUUAUUUUAAACUGUCAACUACUGAAAGCAUAGCUCCCUAAUUCCAACUACAAAUACUGUUUUUUUUAAAAAUAGCAUUUAUUUGCAAAUAAUGAAAACUGGUCAACAAAUUAGUUUUUUUCAGUUUCAUUUAGACAACAAUAGUGCUUUGCCUCCAUCGUCUUGGUUGUUUUUAUUUGCAGGAAUAGUGAAAAUCUGGUUCAUAAGUACCUAGAGACGCCACAAGAUGGUGGUAAAGCACUACUUUUGUCUGAGUGAAACUCCUCAACUUACUUCAAGAUCGUUCCCUGGCACCAAGAUGGCGUCAAAGCACUACUCUGGUCUAAAUGAAACCCCUCAACUCACUUGAACGUAGUUCCUGCGCACCAAGAUGCCACAAGACGGCGCCAAAGUCAUACUUUGGACAAAAACAGUAAAUAAGUGGGUUUAAAAAAAAAAAAAAAGAUACAAAUGUGAAUCCACAAACGCCAAACUGCAAAUAUAAGUGCUCCUACAGAGAAUAUAUUAGGUAAGGGACAAGUGUAACUCUCUGACACUCUUGCUAGACAUAUAGUCUGGAGCCAAACACAGUGCAGCUCAGCUUCUGGCAAGCAGAAGUCAUGGCGAGCUAUAUGGUUCAAACAAAAAAGGAGGCGGUGAGAAUGCAGUUUCCAGCUGUACAGAUUUUGAGCAACCUAAAGAACUAACCUAAUAAUUCACACUGUUGCUGUUGCAUUUGUCGGCAUCCUUCAUUUCCUAAAAAGAAAACAAACUAUUGAUGCUGCCAUUUCCUACAAAGAAAAGAUUCAAGCUUCCCAGGUUUCGUUUUAAAUGCUAUUAAAUCCGUUCCUGUUUACAGAAAACUUGCACCGAUUGUUUUGCAUUUUGUGGCAUCACUGUACCAGGUGUGAAGCUAAACCAGCAACUUAAAACCAAGGUACGCAGCGAACCGUGAUUUUUGGCAAACCAUGACAUCAUCAUCCGAGUAUCGACAAAAUGUGUUCCUUGUCUUUUACGUGUUCUUUUGUCAAAAACGACUUGCUAAAGAGGAUUUGCUUCCUGAUUUACAGUUGCAGAUUUAUUACAGCAGAGGAAAUGAUUGAACAGAAUUACAGACAUAAUGUGGAGGAGGGGGUGCGUUCGGUAUCGAGGAGUGGUUGCCAUAGUGUGGCACGCGGGCUCCCUCUCGUGGUGCUCACUCCGUGGGGAAUGUGGCGAAGUUUUUAGCAACGAAUGCUUGAAACCAUCGCAUCUCCGACGCCAUCUUACAACAAAUCAAGUCGCUUAAGGACAAAUCAAGUGGCGAAAUGGCAGCUCCUUUCAGAGCUUUAGGAAAGUCACCUGACUGAAGUGACCAAUCAUUUGCGAAAUCAGCCAGCACCGUUGCAAAGUCUUCGCAAUAGUUUUGAAAAAGUCAGAUGGUAUUGAGUCAAGACAGCUAGAUGCAGGAACACUUGACAGCUGCUGAAUCGUUUUCUCUUCAGUCUUUUGGUCAAUUAUAUCAAAUCCUGGGUGGUUUUAGGUGUAGCGUUUGAUCAUUUUGCUGAUUUGUGCUGAUGUUUGACCUGAAAAAGCUAAUUCAAUGCAUUUAUGAGUUGUGAGGAGGGGGGGGGGGGCGGUUGUUAACCACAGCAACAGAGUGUGAGUGUUGUUAAGGAUGUUACUAAUGAUGUCAGAAAAAUAUUGUUUCCAGUUUCCUCCCACAUCCCAAAAACAUGCAUGCUAGGUUAACUGAAGAAACCACAUUGUGCACGUGUUACAACAGCGUGGCUUCGUCGUAAAAAAGAGUGCGGGUACUAGACUGGCCUGCCUGCAGUCCAGACCUGAAAAAGUCAAAUUGAAAAUGUGUGGCGCAUUAUGAAGCGUAAAAUACGAUAACGGAGACCCCGGACUGUUGAACAGCUGAAGCUGUACAUCGAGCAAGAAUGGGAAAGAAUUCCACCUCCAAAGCUUCAACAAUUUAGUGUCCUCAGUUCCCAAAUGUUUACUGAAUGCUGUUAAAAGAAAAGGUGAUGUAACACAGUGGUAAACAUGAGCCUGUCCCAGCUUUUUGGGAACGUGUUGCAGCCAUCAAAUUCUAAGGUCAUGAUUAUUUGCUAAAAAUAAUGAAGUUGAUCAGUUUGAAAAUUAAAUAUCUUGUUUUUGUAGUGUAUUCAAUUCACUAUAAGUUGAAUAUGAUUUGCAAAUCAUUGUAUUCUGUUAUUAUUUAUGUUUAACACAAGGUCCCAACUUCAUUGGAAUCGGGGUUGUAAACACAUUUAAAAAACAAACAAACAGUGAUAUGAAGCUCUACCUUCCCAGCAUGCUCCCUGGACAAAAAAAAAAAAAUGUCAGUAUUUUCCCUAGAGUUGUUUCUCCUUCACGUUGCGCUUACAUAACCAAGACCCCAAGUUGACUUUUCCAAGAGGAGCUUUAUUAUUCUUUUAAAUUAUUAUUUACUAUUAAUAUGACGGACAGGAUGCAUUCCACAAUGUGCUCACCAAAAACAUUCCCAAAAACAUGAGACGGAAAGCACACGAGGGCGGGAAAGUUGCGGAGAACAUCUUUCAAACAUUGGAUACACAACAACAAAACACAACAAGUGAUCAGAAAGGACCAUGACAUGGAUGGAGUGCAAUACAGCAUCCAAAUAGAACGCACAAAGCAAAAUGUAUACACACACGCAUGCACACACACGCACGCACACACACACACAUACGCACUGCAUAUGCAUUUAAAGUUAACAACCAACUAGGGUGCGCCACCGGACUGUAUACAUAGCAAAAAUAAAACAGUAGAAAAUGUUAGCGAACUAUGGAUCCUGGAAAAGACCACAUGAAUGUUUUAUUUAUUUAUUUGAUGUUCUUUUCAUAUUUGAAAGUCACACUUGUGAGAUACAUAAGUCAUGUGUGCAACUUGUAAAAGUCGCACCCUCACCUUGUGUAUCUCGCACACACAAAUUAGUAAGUCAUUCCUGCUUUUUACAUAUUUUGCACGCGGCAAUUUGUAAGCCGCACCUGUGGCUUUGGCGAAUCUCGCGCACGUAACUUAGCACGUCACACCCGUACCUUACGUACCUGCGCUUUAUGUAUGGCUUACGCACGAAUUAGUCAGUCGCGCCCGCUGCUUUUACGAAUCUCGCAUGCGCAACUUGCUAAAUCACACCCGCGCCUUACGUUCUUGCUUGUCUGUAUGGCUAAAUAAGUGGUGCGCACGUGUUGUAACUUGUGAGCCCGACAUAAAAAUUCAACCGGUUCAUGUGGUCUCCCAGGUUCCUUACAAACACUUGAGGCACAAGAAGGUUUUCCAGUGUGAUGCCUUCCAACUUUUUCCUGCCUCCCGUCCAGGUUUUCCAAGCAUGCGUUUCCAGCAGCCAUUUUUGAAAAUCUUAAAAUAUUCCAUCACAAGUUCCUCUUGAUAACCAAAAAUAAAAGAGAAUAAUAUCAAGACUUUUUUUUUUUUUUUUUUUUUUUAAACAA
Molecule: messenger RNA, 5108 nt
Organism: Phyllopteryx taeniolatus (common seadragon)
Lineage: Eukaryota; Metazoa; Chordata; Actinopteri; Syngnathiformes; Syngnathidae
Gene: rcvrna
Product: recoverin a
Exons: 3
Coding region: 90-701 (203 amino acids)
Molecular function (GO): calcium ion binding
Source: RefSeq, a predicted model, not a curated record